This is a messenger RNA of Argiope bruennichi, 2117 nucleotides long. RefSeq lists its product as uncharacterized. Gene Ontology annotation, cellular component: cytoplasm. NCBI's taxonomy places the organism in Eukaryota, Metazoa, Arthropoda, Arachnida, Araneae, Araneidae. Gene Ontology annotation, molecular function: ubiquitin protein ligase binding. Gene Ontology annotation, biological process: proteasome-mediated ubiquitin-dependent protein catabolic process; regulation of proteolysis. The record is from RefSeq and is a predicted model, not a curated record. The transcript has a single exon. The coding region runs from base 83 to 1660 and encodes 525 amino acids.
GGUCUGCUUAUGCUGUUUGGAUCUGAAUUUUUUUCCGAACCAUUAAACCAGUCUGCUUUUUCGUAAAUUCUAAGAAGCUGGGAUGGCGGACGUAAACCCAAAUGUACGAGCCGCAUAUACAUUCGUUUGGACAGUUGAAAAUUUUACCCGCUCCAUUGAAUUGGAGUAUUUCAUUAGUCCUAGGUUCCUUGUAGACUGGUCAGAGAAAAUAGUAUUUCAUUUGGCGUUCAGAGCAAUUGACACUAAACCCUAUAUCGAUUGUAUACUUGGAGCUGGAGAUGACAACACCCUGAAAGACAUUGAAAUAGACUGCGAAUUAUCCUUAAUAGACGCCAAAGGUAGACCUCUGAUAACGAAAAAGGGACAAAGACGACCUGACCAAAAUUAUGCUUACGAGUUUCCAUCUUUGGUGAGGAAAAACGUGCUUUUGAAAAGAGUGUCAGAAUUCCUUCCGAAUGAUACUCUAACUUUCCGUUGCAGCUUGCGGAAGGCAGGCAUGAAAGUGGAAAGGCCCGCUUUGUGCUUCGGCAGAAGUGAAGUGGGUAACGAUUUCUAUUACUGGCCCAUAGAACGAUUCAGUUCUUUGAAAAUAGGUCAGAAGAAAUGCUUUCAGUUGCAGCCGAAGCUGCAUGUCAUUCCAACUUUGAAUGUCAAUCUCAACUUGUCCAGUAAUGGAGAAUACGUUCAACUUGAGAUAUCUUGCGGAAAUGAGGAAGUAUACAACGACACAAAGUGGGAGAUUUCCCUCAUAGAUUACGAAGGAAAAGUGUUCGUUUGUGAAAAUUGGAACUGGAAGUGCGGAUAUGAGAGAGAAACUCAUUUUUACCCACAAUUCGCCAAGAAAAGCGCAUUGUUGGGGAAAAAGUGUAUAUAUUUACCAAACGACGUGUUACUCUUCAGAUGUGAUUGCACCAGAGUGAUGAGUGAAAUUUUAUUCGAUAAUCAAGCAUCAAAUGUUGAAGAAAAAUAUAAACACGAUCGGAAAGCUUCUGCCCAUGAAGUUGAAAAAAACACAUUAACACGAUCAAGAAGCGUAUCAAUACCUAAUCCUUGUACAACUACCAGAAAAAGUGUUUCAGUAGAAAUAGAUUCCGAAGAAAAUAAACCCGAGGAGGAAUUUUCUACCCUUUUGAGACAAGAUUUAAUGAAUUUGUUCAACGAUCAUUUUUUGAGCGAUGUUGUACUUCAAGCUGGAACUGAAACAUUCCAAGUUCACAGAGCAGUUUUAGGUGCAAGGUCGCCAGUUUUCAAAGAAAUGUUCCAGAGUGGUUUUGAACAAAUUGAAAAGAAAGUGGAAAAACUAGACUUGGAUGCAAAAACUCUUCGCAAACUCUUGCUUUACAUCUACACCGGUGUGGUGGGAGAUCUUGAAUGGGAUGUAGCGGCUGAAUUAUAUUCCGCUGCUUCCAAAUAUGAAUUGAUACCGCUCAAGGAGAUGUGCUUAAACUUCUUAAUGACUAAUGUUUGUACAUCUAAUGCUUGUGAUAUCUUAAUAUUGGUACAACAUGAUGAAGCGAUGAAAACGAUUGUAAAAGAAUUCUUCUUGGAUUUCGGAACCGAUAUUAUACGCUCUGAAAAUUGGAAAAAAUUUCGGAAAAAUCAUCCUGAACUUGCAUCCGAAAUAAUGGAGUUCAUAUACUUGCAAAAAAUUGAUAAUUGAUAUUUCCAUCCUUAUUAGCAUAUCAAAUUUAUCAAAUAUAUCCAAACUAUCGAAUAACAAAUUAUUCAUAAAAUUGCAACUUAACCUUUUGCAAGCCUAAUGGGUCAAUUCUGUGCCAGUGCCCUACACAGUUGUGACAAAUCCGUUUUGAAAGGUUAAGGUAAGAACUUUUUAAGAGAAGUAGUCUGUAUGUCUUAUUCAUUUGUAUCGAAUUUUUUAUGAGAUUUUGACUUAUAUGAUCUAAUAAAACUUUAUUUAACUAUACAAAUAUGGAAUUUAGAGUCAUAAAAAUUAUUUUAGUGAUGUAAACGUAGUUUUUUAAAUUUCAUUUUCCCCAAAAUGUUGAAAAUUGUUUAACAAUAAAAUGUUUGAAAAUUGUUUAAUUUUCAAACAUGUACUUCUGAUUUUUUUUUUUAUCUUGUAAAGUUAUAUUAAUGAAUAUAUUUGAAAUUUUGUA